Molecule: messenger RNA, 2663 nt
Organism: Eucalyptus grandis
Lineage: Eukaryota; Viridiplantae; Streptophyta; Magnoliopsida; Myrtales; Myrtaceae
Product: putative wall-associated receptor kinase-like 16
Exons: 3
Coding region: 81-2336 (751 amino acids)
Biological process (GO): cell surface receptor signaling pathway; protein phosphorylation
Cellular component (GO): plasma membrane
Molecular function (GO): polysaccharide binding; ATP binding; calcium ion binding
Source: RefSeq, a predicted model, not a curated record
CGUCUCCUUAUAUUCCCCCGAACCCAUCAAAUUAAUUCAUCAAAACAAAAGAAUAUUUGAAGAGAGUUGAAGGAAGAAACAUGGUCUUCCAUAAGCUUCUCCUGAGAGUUGUGGUGAUUGGGGCUUUUCUGGGUCCAUACCACAAUCACAUGACAGAAGCUGUUGAUUCAAUGACGAAGCCUGAAUGUCGAAGUACUUGCGGAAACCUCUCUAUUCCAUACCCCUUCGGAUCAAGCGACAAUUGCCGCAUCGAUCCUCCCUCAUUUAGAGUCGUUUGUGAUGACUCUACCGAUCCUCCCAUACCUUACAUGAAUAGAAGAGACGGUGACUUGCAAAUACUUGACGUUUCUCUUGAGGACCACGAGAUACGAGUAAAUGUUUCAACCAGUCAAGUCUGCUAUGACUCUUCCGGGAAUAGGAAGUCAAUCAGUUAUGCGGACCUAUUCCUAGCUAUCUUCCCCAUAUCCAGCGCUAAGAACAAAUUCACCGCCGUCGGUUGCGACACGUCGGCAUUUGCCCAAAACCGCAGUGGGAAGAUCUCUUUCGGGUGUACGUCUUCGUGCGGCGAUGUUUCUGAUGUCAGCAAUGGGUCGUGUUCGGGUGUUGGUUGCUGUGAGAUAAGCAUCCCUAAGAAUUCCUUCGGCUACGGAAUCAACAUUUGGGGCAAUUUCGAUCAUUCCGAUGUCGUGGAUUUCAAUCCUUGCAGCUCUGCCUUUGUCGCAGAAAUUGGCUCAUACAACUUCUCGGUUGGCGAUCUUAAGGAGCUUAAAUUUAAUAGGUCCACUCUAAUUCUCGAUUGGGCAAUAGGAAAUCAAACAUGCGAGGACGCCAAGAAGAAUAGCACGAGCUACAUGUGCAAAAAAAACACUGCUUGCACUGACGCUGAAAACGGAUCUGGGUACAAGUGCACUUGUUCAAAAGGGUACCGAGGCAAUCCUUACCUUGAGACUGGUUGUCAUGAUAUAAAUGAAUGUGCGGAACCAGAGAAUUACCCAUGUCAAGGAAAAUGCCAUAAUGUUGACGGGAGUUAUACAUGUUCAUGCCCAAAGGGUUAUCACGGUAAUGGCAUGAAGGGUAGUGGAGAUGUACAAGGGUGCACUACUAAUUCAUUAUAUUUGAUGGAGAUUUUGGUCGGUGUUACUGGAGCCAUAAUAGCGCUGCUAUUCAUUAUAGGCUUUCUAUAUUUGGGACACAAGAAAAUGAAGCUCAUUAGGCUGAAAGAACAAUACUUCAAGCAAAAUGGGGGCUUGCUUUUGCAGCAACAAUUAAAUGAACCAGACAUAAGCACAAAAGCCGCAAAAAUCUUUAGUGCUGAAGAGCUAGAGAAGGCCACCAACAAUUAUAAUGAGAGCAGAAUAGUCGGCCAAGGAGGAUAUGGUACUGUUUAUAAAGGAUUGUUGCCAAAUGAUAUGGUAGUUGCGGUUAAGAAGUCCAAGUUUGUGGACCGGAGCCAAAUUGAACAGUUCAUCAAUGAAGUCAUCGUGCUUUCUCAAAUUAAUCAUCGAAACGUGGUCAAACUUUUGGGAUGCUGUUUGGAGACAAAGGUGCCUUUAUUAGUGUACGAAUUCGUCAGCAAUGGAACCCUCUUUGAUCACAUCCACAACCCAAACAAAUCAUCAAAAUUGUCUUGGAAGACCCGAUUGAGAAUUGCAUCGGAAACUGCUGAAGUCCUCUCUUACUUGCACUCGGCAGCUUCCGUUCCCAUUAUCCAUCGAGAUGUCAAGUCGGCAAACAUCCUUUUGGAUGCUAAUUACAUUGCAAAAGUUUCUGACUUCGGAGCUUCAAGAUUAAUCCCACUUGAUCAAACGCAAUUGUUCACUAUGGUACAGGGAACAUGGGGAUACUUAGACCCUGAAUACUUGCACACAAGCCAAUUGACAGAAAAAAGUGAUGUUUACAGCUUUGGGGUCGUGCUAGUUGAGCUAUUGACAGGGAAGAAGGCACUUUCAUUUGAUCGAUCGGAAGAAGAAAGGAGCUUGGCAAUGUACUUUCUUUCAUCACUAGAAAACGACAAAUUGUUUCAGAUUGUUGAGGAAGUUAUUGCAAAUGAAGGAAUCAAUGAGCAGGUGAGGAAAGUUGCCAUUCUUGCAAAGAGAUGCUUGACAAUAAAAGGAGAGGAGAGACCAACCAUGAAGGAAGUAGCAAUUGAAUUAGAGGGACUCAGAACAAUGGCUGACCUUACUGGCGACGGUCAUACAAAUGUGAAUCAGGAAGAGAUGGUUCAUUUGCCAAGAGAGAAGACCGAUGUGUGUAUGGAUAUUAGUGGGCCCAUGAACACUGGGUACACGGAUAGCAUGGAAGACCAUGACAUGUCAAUAUUCAGUAGUGGGAGAUGAGAAUACUUAAGUUACUAAUACAUAUCUCGGUGUGUUGUGAUAGAUAUAUGUGCGUAUUUUAGCUUUAGAGGGCUUUUAUAUAUAACUCAGCAACCGGAUGUAAAAAUGGUCUCUUCCAUCUACCGUAUGUUUGUGAUGUCUUUGAGAUUAGGGAGCUAUCUUGUCUUUGAGUUCGAGGAUAUAGUUUGUCCAACUUGGUUGAAUAUUUUUCUUGGGCAAUUCCAUGGUUUUGCUUAGAACGAAAUUUUUGUGUGCCAAUUAUACGCAUGACAUGUAUUUAAUUCCACACACUGCCAACCGAAAUAAGCUUCACGUUUGGGUCUUUAA